AUUAAAUUAAUACUUAAUUAUAGUAAAUCUCUUUAAUUAGAAGUUUAGAACAAACACCAUUAACCUUGAUACCUAAUCCAAAUUCAUUAAAUCCCCAAUUUCUUUCCUGAUUUCUUCUCCAACCCAUUUAACUUCUAACGUGCAAAAACUCUUUCAUGCUCCCUUCAAUUUUCUUAAAUGCAGAAAAUUUAUUUGUGGGUCCAAGAUCAAAGGUUUCAGUCUUUUCUUCUUCUCUCUUCUAGUAUUAUACGUUGAAUUAAUGGUUGAUUAAACUUGUUGAUUUCAUAUUUCUUGAUCAAGUUGUAAUCUUUAGGUGCUUAAUUUUUCUGGGUUUUGAUCAAUUGUUUUUGAAUUGCUCUUAUUUGUGCAUAUAAUUGUAGAAAUGUGAAAUUGAAUUUAGGGUUUAUAGGGUUUUGUGAUUAUAAUAAUUAAUCUUUGUUGGGAUUGUUAAUUGGAAAAUUUGCAGUGAAAUGGGUAUAUAUUAGGAAUUCAGCAGAUUAAUCUUGGGGUUUGAGAAAGAGGGAUUGAGUAAUUUGUUUAGAGGUUGAAGAUUAAGUUUUGGUGUUGUUGAAUUAAUUUGGUGGAAAGUUGGAUAAUUCAAAACUUCAGGGUUUUUAGGAAAUGGGUUCUUCUGGUUUUCCUGUAAUAUGUCUUCUACACUCAGUAAUUGCUCUUGCUUGUGGAGCUAUGAUGAUGUUUUAUACUAAAGAAAUCGCGGUAUUUGGUCAUGGUAAAGAAAUUGGUAGUAAACUUCAAGGAUCAACCCCUCAUGAUGAGCUAUUAAUCCAAACAUCUGAAUCAUUUUCUGGGUUGCUUCUGUUUGUGAUUGGAUUUCUUCUGUUUAUGGUUGCAUUUGUUAAGGACAAUAAGUUUCAGAGCUUUUUUGCCAAGGGAUGUGUGAUCCUACACCUUUUGAUGGCUGUUUGGAGGGUAUACUUUGAGACGAAUGUCGAGCAUCUUGCCCAUGAUUUGCCUAGGCAGGUUGUUGGUGAUGUUGCAUUAGCACUUUCAUGGGUUUUCUUUCUCCUCUAUUCGUGGCGAGAGAAGUAUGAUUGAGUGUAAUGGUACUGGCCUAAUGGGGGUUGUGCAAAGUAUUUUUUAAAGCUUUUACAAUGGAAAUUGCUGAUCACUACAACUAUUUCACAUUCUUUGGUUGCAUUCGUGUACUCUUUAGUGAUCCAAAGAAUUUGAUUUGAAGAUCAACUUCGACAAACGAAUUCUUCAAAGGUUUUUAAUGCUUUCUGUGCUGCUGAUUCAGUUAUGAAUUAGGGUCAAAUUAUUGUAAAAGCAGAGCUCAUAUGCCAGUUUCAUGUGCUACCCUGGUACCACAUCCUGAAUAAAAUUGGCCUGUGUGUUAUUGAGUGUCCUCUUCCCUGUAAAAAAAAAUGAUAAAGCUUGUCUAUAACUGCUAGCUUGUUAUCUUCAAAAUCUAUCCAAUCUGUACAGCACACAAUGUAAAUUUCGUAAAUUAAUGUCACUUGUCAUUGUAAGUAUUGUUUGGUUGAUAUAUGAUAUGAUCUUACACGCAUGACCA
This is a messenger RNA of Chenopodium quinoa (quinoa), 1534 nucleotides long. RefSeq lists its product as uncharacterized. The record is from RefSeq and is a predicted model, not a curated record. Bases 622 to 1056 code for a protein of 144 amino acids. Lineage: Eukaryota; Viridiplantae; Streptophyta; Magnoliopsida; Caryophyllales; Amaranthaceae. The transcript has a single exon.